This is a messenger RNA of Ipomoea nil (Japanese morning glory), 903 nucleotides long. RefSeq lists its product as uncharacterized. The record is from RefSeq and is a predicted model, not a curated record. Lineage: Eukaryota; Viridiplantae; Streptophyta; Magnoliopsida; Solanales; Convolvulaceae. The coding region runs from base 1 to 903 and encodes 300 amino acids. The transcript is spliced from 4 exons.
AUGGCAGCAUCCGCACUGCAAAGAACGGUUGCUACACCGCGUUCCGAACCGUGGGCUACUGCACCAAUUGUGAUGGGCCAAGGAAGUGAUGUCUCGACCACGGUUACUGAUGGCACUCGGCGGAUUCACGAGCCCAUGGCGGCUUCUGGCGGUGAUGCCAGUCACGGUCAUGAGCAGUCCGCAUCGAGUGAGCGGACUGUCUCAGACAAGCAUUUCGAUAUUCACAACGCCUUUUUAAAUGGCGAGCUAGCUAAAACUGUUUACAUGAGACAACCACCUGGUUAUGAGGAUAAGUCGUUACCUAAUCAUGGUUCUGACUCAGAUCGUGUUACUACUCUUAUUCAUAAAUUAGCACUUGAGUUUAAGGUUCUUGAUAUGGGUGUGCCUUCUUUCUUCUUGGGAAUAAAAAAUUUCCCGUUAUUUGGUGGUAUGCAUUUAUCCCAACAACGGUAUAUGAAUGAUAUUCUCAAACGUGCUGGUAUGGUGGACUGCAAGCCAGUAAUCACGCUUGUCUCUUCUGCAAAAAUCACAAAGUAUGGUUGUUCCCUAUGCCAUCCAACACAAUACAGGAGUCUUGCGGGUGCUCUCCAGUUUCUUACGGUAACUCGUCCGGAUCUAUCUUGUGAUGUUAAUCUAUUGUGUCAACAUAUGCAUGCUCCCACUACUACAGACUGGGCCUCUCUAAAGCGAGUCCUGCGGUAUGUCAAAGGCACCCACAAUCUUGGACUGCGGAUUUCUCGGUCUACACCUAUGGAUAUUCACGCCUAUUCUGGCCCAGAUUGGGCUAGCGAUCCGAAUGACCCUAAAUCUACUAGUGGCUUUGUUGUGUUCUUGGGCAGUAAUCUUAUAUCUUGGGUUUGUCGGAAGCAACGGACUGUGGCACGUUCUUCGACUGAAGCAUAA